GGGGCGCUGCAGCCUGCAGGAGGUGGAGUUUCGGGUUCCAUGUCGGCGCUGUUCUUCAGGUUCUCCUCUGGAAUAUAAACUCUGGAAUGCGUCCCCGGUAGCAGAGCCCGGUCUUCCACACUGCCCGCCGCGCGACGGCGCUUCACCCGGCGGCCGGAGCCAUGUCGACGGCCGCGGACCUCCACUCCCAGAUCGCCUCCAUCAUGGAGGUGCUGGCCAACGCCGCCGUGGCGGAGAUCUGCAGGGCGGUGGAGGACGGCUACGCGGUGGUCCGGCUGGAGGCGUCCCGGAGCCAGAAGGAGAACGACUUCCUGCGGCGGAAGAUGAGGCUGCUGGAGCUGCAGGUCGCCCGGUACCGCGCCGAGAGGACGAGGGAGGCGGGGGGCGGAGGGGGCGGGGGGGGCAGCCGCUUCCCCGGAGUCCGCCUCCUCCCGCGGCACAGCAGGAACUCUCCUCCCGCCCCGUCCCUGCAGAGCAGGACCAGGUUCCUGAACCGGUUCCCCGAAGCUCAACACUCGGUACCCAAGGCUCAGACGGUCAAGCUGGAUCAGGACCCUGAUCAGGAUGUUGUCACAACCACCAAAACCGAGUCAGCAGAGGAGGAGGAGGCGGAGCUGCUGAUUGUGAAGGUGGAGGGAGCCACGGAGACCACACCCACUCUUCUCGAGGCGCCAUGCACCAGAGCCGGCGCCGCCGCCGCCACGUCCAUCCCCCGAAGCCCCGGCCGGCCGGCCGGACGCCGCAGCGGACUGGAGGUCAGUGGAUCUGACGCCGCCAUGACACCCGCCACCAACAGAAGCAGUGACUCUGGGCAUAGUUCCCAGCACGGCCCGACAGCGAGCCUCGUCAGCGCCGCCGCCGCGCCACUCUGCGGCCACGUCACGGGCAGCAGGAACGGUGCCACGGACAAACCCCCCGGGUCGGAGGUCAUCGUCAUCGACGGAGGAGAGACGGCCGAGGGGCCGACGGGGGCGCCCCGCCCCCUCGCUACGGGAAGCCCCUUCCCCCGCCCCCUCCUAGCGGGAAGCCCCUCCCCCCGCCGGGCCGCGGCCGCCGAGCGCCUCUCCCAGGGGUGGGGCCUGCGGCGGCCCGCAGCACGCGGCGGCGGCGAGAAGCCGUUCGGCUGCCCGCUCUGCGGAAAGGCCUUCGCAUGCCGCAGCCAGCUGGACGUGCACGGCCACGUGCACACCGGCGAGCGGCCCUUCUGCUGCGGCGUCUGCGGCCGCCGCUUCUCCCACCCCAGCAACCUCCGCAGGCACCAGAAGGUCCAGCACCCGGGCCAGGGGGGGUCCGGGGGGGCCAGGGGGGCCGGCCAGCAAACCGCCCUGCCCCCGACGCCGGGCCGGACCGGGAAUGGGACCGGGACCGGGAACCUCCAACCUGAACGCUGCAGGCAGGAAGCAGUCCAUUCAGCACUGACCGUCCUGGAACCCCAGACCCAGACCCAAACCCCCCAGACCCGAAACCCUCCCAGACCUGGAACCCCCCCAGGACCCAAACCCCCCCAGACCUGGAACCCCCCCAGACCUGGACCCCCCUCAGACCUGGAACCCCCCUCACCAGGGGGAGGAGCUACGUCACCAGGGGGAGGAGCUGGGAGUAGAAACUCCUCCACAUGGAGAGGAGCAGCUGAGGAGGCUCAGCUUCUGUUGAGGGUGGAGCCUCCCUGGACAGGCCCCGGGGAAGACCUGGACAGGAUGGACGGAGCUGGAGGAAGAGUCCGGGGACGGGAAGGCUGGACAUCUCCGCUGAGCCUGCUGGUCCCGGGUCAGCGGGGACCGUGGGGAUUGGCCCGGUGCUGCCGCUCCACUAAUCAGGACUCAUUAAAUCCACCUUGUGGGCUCACACCGGCCGCCGGGCUGCUCCAGUUCCGGUCAUGUUCUGGCACCGCUGCAGAAGACUCCGCAGGAGUCCCAGAUCAAGCUGAACAGAAGAACGUCGGUGCUGGAAGGAAGACUCUGCAGAGCGCCACAGGCCCGAGCAGACUGGACCAGAGAACGGGCCAGAACCAAGGUGAUCCCCGGCAGCCCCCCUGUUCCACCGUCAGCACGGCGCCGGGUUUUGGCUCCGAGGGUCCUCGGCAGCGCGGGCCCGUCGGGGCCGGAUCGCCGCGGCCGGUCGACGGAGCGGCUCCUGGGCUCCGCCCGCCGCCGGGCGAGCCUCCGGGCGACGCCGAGUUUGAAGCGGUCGUCCAGUACGGCGGCUUCAGUGUGCUGCCCGUUGCCGUGGGAACGGCGGCCUCCCGACAUCAGCGCCGGGAGCCUUCCGGGCACGGGGCGGGUCAGGACGAGCCGCCGCCACCCCCCCUUCCCCACGCCUGCACCUUCUGCUCGCGCCGCUACGCCCACCAGUGCCAGCUACGCAUCCACGAGCGCGCGCACGCCGGCGAGAAGCCGCACCGCUGCGCGCAGUGCGGCAAGAGCUUCGGGCAGCUCUGCAGCCUGAAGCGCCACCUGGUGGUGCACACGGGGGAGCGGCCCUUCCCCUGCCCCCACUGCGGGAAGCAGUUCUCCACCGCCGCCAACCGCAAGGUGCACCAGAGCGUGCACACCGGCGAGCGCAGCUUCCACUGCGCCAAGUGCGGCAAGAACUUCUCCUUCCUCAGCAACCUGAUCCGGCACCAGGCGCUGCACGCCCGGUAGAGGCUGCAGGGUCCGGGCGCCGCUCGGGGUUUACAUGUUCUCCCUGUGCACGCCGCUCGGGGUUUACAUGUUCUCCCUGUGCACGCCGCUCGGGGUUUACAUGUCUCCCUGUGCACGCCGCUCGGGGUUUACAUGUUCUCCCUGUGCACGCCGCUCGGGGUUUACAUGUCUCCCUGUGCACGCCGCUCGGGGUUUACAUGUCUCCCUGUGCACGCCGCUCGGGGUUUACAUGUUCUCCCUGUGCACGCCGCUCGGGGUUUACAUGUUCUCCCUGUGCACGCCGCUCGGGUUUACAUGUUCUCCCUGUGCACGCCGCUCGGGGUUUACAUGUUCUCUCAGAGUGAAUGAGCUCAGAGUGACGUUUUUGUAUUUAAAAUUCUGACAUUCGACUUUAAUCUUGGAAUUCUGGAAAUAAAGAGUUUUUCACCCGA
Messenger RNA from Salarias fasciatus (jewelled blenny), 3073 nucleotides. Its product is annotated as zinc finger protein 467-like. Gene Ontology annotation, cellular component: nucleus. The record is from RefSeq and is a predicted model, not a curated record. The transcript is spliced from 6 exons. Lineage: Eukaryota; Metazoa; Chordata; Actinopteri; Blenniiformes; Blenniidae. The coding region runs from base 162 to 2642 and encodes 826 amino acids. Gene Ontology annotation, biological process: regulation of gene expression.